AUGGAAACCAAACUGUUUUCUAUCAUUCUCUGUUUGUUAGCAUUGGAGGCGACCGGCUCAAGUCUGAAAAACCUAACAUCAAUUCAACAUGGUACGGAAAACGCAUCCGCAAGGUCGGCGCCAAUAUCGCAACCGCCACCAGUUGUUCGAUUUGAUUUUGAUGCCUAUGGCACACUAAUUUUCACCAUAAUUUACAAUCGCAUUUUAGUGGCCGAAAAAAGAAACCAGUUUGCUUUUCUGAUGAUUGUUCGCAGUGAAGCAAAACGGUUUGAAGUCCCGGGUAAUUUGGCCAAUUUGCUACAAAGUACUAAUUACUUACCAUCUUUGAAAACAGACGGUGUAUACCCUCCGAACGCGCGAUCGAAUCUGGUCAUUGCGGGAGUGGGAAAAAAGCCUCGUGGUGCGAGUGAACUUGCCUACCACGCCGAGAAGAAGCUCAUUAACUCCAUGCCCACAAUGGAUAGAUAUUAUGAUGAGGCGUACGGCUUAAUUUGCCCGUGGCUUAUUAUGCUUGGCUCAGCUUAUGAUACCUGCUGUGGAUGCAGUAUAAGGGGUAAAUAACACGAUAAACUGGAAAUAGUUUACAGGCGUGCCACUAGAAAACUGACACGGCAAAUAUUGCACUAGCAACACCGCGAUCCAAACACCCGCGCGUAUUUACUGCUUGUAUUGAAAAAAUUGGAAAUAGUAUUGUCUUCACGAAGUUCUAGCAAAAGGUUUAUGGAAGACUACGAGAGUUUAAAGUCAGGAUAACUUCCAUUUGUUGCAAGGAAAAAGCGGUGAAAUUCAGCCGUUUCCUUAUAGUAAACGCUUUUCUUUUCCCGUGUUUACUCCUAUUAUUCCCGCCAUUUCUGUAUACUCGCGCAUGCACUUUAUACGUUUGACCGCGGGGUUGGCACUGGCAAUACAUUCUUGUUGAACGCUUUGGGCUUAGAGCAUAGAGAGCUGUGGGAUUUGUAAACAAGGGAAUAAGACAAAGCAAAGCAUUUUUCUUGCCCUCCAGAUAUUGUUAUGUAAAGUGUUUUUAUGUGAGCUGCAAAGAACUGCAAAGGGCCUAUUGUAUAUACAUAAUUUAUACAUAAUUUAUACAUAAUUUAUACAUAAUUUAUACAUAAUUUAUACAUAAUUUGCUGUUUCACAACAGGUUACCAGAAGUGUGCACAGCGUUUCGUCGCGGAAAAAGAGAAAUAUGUUCGACAGACAACUUGCACAAACAUUAUUUGGUUCGUGUACGUUGGUGAGGUUCGCAAGUGGUCAGACUGGCAACAGGCACUGCUGUUGUACACUAGGAAUAAUAUUAAGACGUUUGCCCUCUUGAUCUAG
Messenger RNA from Paramuricea clavata, 1323 nucleotides. The record is from the annotation of a GenBank genome assembly. NCBI's taxonomy places the organism in Eukaryota, Metazoa, Cnidaria, Anthozoa, Malacalcyonacea, Plexauridae.